This is a messenger RNA of Nelumbo nucifera (sacred lotus), 1469 nucleotides long. Its product is annotated as putative indole-3-pyruvate monooxygenase YUCCA9. NCBI's taxonomy places the organism in Eukaryota, Viridiplantae, Streptophyta, Magnoliopsida, Proteales, Nelumbonaceae. Gene Ontology annotation, molecular function: flavin adenine dinucleotide binding; N,N-dimethylaniline monooxygenase activity; NADP binding. The record is from RefSeq and is a predicted model, not a curated record.
AACGGUCCCAAGAACAAAUUAGGCUAUUUUCUGCCAACCUUGAUGGGUGCUGGGUUAUCUCGUUUUAAGCUAUCCUUGAUCAUUUCUAUGCAAGGUGCUAAUUUGUUAGCUUCUACUGUCAGCGUUUCUUUCCAUUUUGUUAGUGUCGUCGUUUCCCUGUUCAGAAAACUCCAGAGAACUGCACGAGAUAGUUCACCGGAACGGGGAAUUGAAUAAGGUUUGUUUGAAUUACUGAAUUCAAGAUCUAUACAAGUCAUCAAAAGAAUGGAAACAGAAUUGAAGUGCGUCUGGGUUCCGGGGCCUGUGAUAGUGGGUGCUGGGCCUUCGGGGCUUGCCACUGCUGCUUGCCUCAAAGAGAAAGGAGUUCCCUCACUGAUACUCGAGAGAGAGAACUGUUUAGCCUCCUUGUGGAAACUGAAAGCUUACGAUCGACUAAGACUUCAUCUCCCUAGACAAUUCUGCGAGCUCCCAAAUAUGGCCUUCCCACCAGAGUUUCCCAUCUACCCAACAAAGCUACAGUUCCUGAGCUACAUAGAAGCUUACGCUAAGCACUUCUCAAUUGAGCCCAUGUUCGGCAAAGAGGUUCGACAUGCUGAUUAUGAUUCAACCUUGGGUUUCUGGAGAGUGCGAACGAAUGAGUCUGAGUUUGUCUGCCGGUGGUUAGUUGUAGCCACAGGGGAGAAUGCAGAAGCUGUGAUGCCGGAGAUUGCUGGGAUGUCAGAUUUCCGGGGUAGGCUCCUGCAUACUAGUAUGUAUGGACAUGGAGCUGGUUAUAACGGAAAGAAGGUUUUAGUCGUGGGAUGUGGAAACUCCGGCAUGGAGAUUAGCUUGGAUUUAUGUAACAAUUGCGCUCAGACUUCAUUAGUAGUAAGAGACAAGUUACAUGUUUUGCCCAGGGAAAUGCUUGGGCUGUCGACCUUUGGUCUUUCAAUGUGGUUACUCAAGUGGUUUCCCACAAAACUGGUCGAUUGGUUUCUUCUCUUCUCUUCAUGGUUUAUCCUUGGAGAUAUCCAGAAAUUUGGGCUUACAAGACCCAAAAUUGGGCCCCUAGAGCUGAAGAAAACUACUGGAAAGACUCCAGUUUUAGAUGUCGGUACCCUAGCCAAAAUCAAGACCGGAAAAAUCAAGGUAGUUCCUGGUAUCCAGAGAUUCACCAGGGAAGGUGUAGAGUUUGUUGAUGGAAGAGUUUUGGAAUUCGAUUCAGUGAUUCUAGCAACUGGGUACAGAAGCAAUGUACCUUCAUGGCUCAAGGAGGGAGAAUUCUUUAACAAGCAAGAUGGGUAUCCAAAAACGCCAUUCCCAGGCAGUUGGAAAGGUAGCAAUGGACUCUACAGUGUCGGCUUCACCAAGCGAGGCCUGUUAGGAGUUUCUGCAGAUGCUCGGAGAGUUGCCGAAGACAUAUCACGACAAUGGAAUUCAGAAACAAAGCAUUUGUGCUUUGAAUUGUAAACCGAACAACUUACACCAGA